Molecule: messenger RNA, 4548 nt
Organism: Kalmanozyma brasiliensis GHG001
Lineage: Eukaryota; Fungi; Basidiomycota; Ustilaginomycetes; Ustilaginales
Product: AMP-binding enzyme C-terminal domain protein
Exons: 1
Coding region: 1-4548 (1515 amino acids)
Biological process (GO): L-lysine biosynthetic process
Molecular function (GO): L-aminoadipate-semialdehyde dehydrogenase [NAD(P)+] activity; phosphopantetheine binding
Source: RefSeq, a predicted model, not a curated record
AUGUCGACGUCGACAGCCAACCUGCAGGCGAGCCUGGAUCGAUGGUCCGCCAGACUCACGUCCUUGCCCAGCAUUGCUCUGCCCACCGACUACCCUAGACCAGCCACCUCUCAAUUGGUCCAAGCGCUUUCGUCGUCAACGCUCUCCUCGGCCACAAGAAAGGAUCUCGUUCGUCUCGCGCUCCACCACGAGCUCGACCUUCACCCUGCUGAGCAUGCGAGCGAUGACGAUGACGACAAUGCGAGCCCUACGCCCUUCCACCUCCUUCUGGCCGCUUUCUGCGUGCUGCUCCACCGAUACACUGGCGACACGGAUCUUGUCAUCGGCUCGUCAAAUCCCUACACCGGCGAGCCUUUGAUCCUCAGGAUCCCCAUCGAGCCCAACGACCCCUUCUGGCAGAUCGUCCGACGCAUCCAGCAGGUCGAGAAGGAAGCGGCGGCCGAUGCCAUCCCAUAUGACGAGAUCGUCAAGCGAGUCGAAGCAGAGCGUGUCGAGCGCGAGGGUCCCCUUCCAGAGGGUGUUCAGAGCGCACCCAUCUUUCGCGUUCGCUUCUUCGACGAGACAGGCGGCAAAGCUCGUAACUUCAUGCAAUCCACCUCGCUCACCACCGAUCUCACCGUCUUCUUGACUAAGCCAGGCGCCACUCCCGGCGACGACUCGGUCUCCCAGACACCGGCCGAAUCUGCAACGCCCUCAGCAGGCGCAAGUGCGACCCACACCUUCCGUGACUCGCUCGUACCCAACAUCGCGGUCCACCUUUCCUACAACUCGUUGAUCUUCUCCUCACAGCGCAUGCAACUCGUCCUGUCUCAGCUCUCCCAGCUGAUCUGUGUCGCUGCCGCCAACCCUGCUUCGCCCGUCGGUAGUCUGCCCAUUCGAACACAGCAAGAAAAUGCUUUCCUUCCUGAUCCCACCAAGGAUCUUGAAUGGUGUGGCUUCAGGGGCGCCAUCACCCAGAUCUUCGAACGCAACGCACGAGCUCACCCAGACCGCAGGUGCAUUGUCGAGUCGCUUUCGGACGAGUCUGGAUCUCUCUCGGAACCCGCUGCACCAGCGAGUCGUGUUCGCGAGAUCACUUAUGCUCAGCUAGACCGUGCCUCAAAUGUCGUUGCCCACCACCUUCUGCAAGCAGGCGUUCAGCGCGAAGAAGUCGUCACCACAUACGCCCACCGUGGCGUCGACCUCGUCGUCGCUGUUCUUGGUACGCUCAAGGCAGGAGCUACCUUCAGCGUCAUCGACCCUGCCUAUCCUCCCUCUCGUCAGAAUGUUUACCUGCAGGUCGCCAAGCCGCGUGCGCUGAUCGUCCUCGCUAAAGCUGGUACCUUGCAACCCAUCGUGCGCAAAUGUAUCCAAGAGGAGCUUGAGCUGCGCACCGAGAUUCCGGCUCUCGAGCUGCUCGACGAUGGCUCCGUCCGAGGUGGCGCAGCCUCGCAAGGUGGCCAAGACAUUCUCGCCAAGCAACAGUCUCUGGCAGGCGAGAGCACAAAUGUCAUUCUCGGCCCCGACAGUGUCGGCACACUGUCCUUCACCUCAGGAUCCACCGGUAUCCCCAAGGGUGUCAAGGGCCGACACUUUUCGCUCACCCACUUCUUCCCGUGGAUGGGCGAGCGUUUCGGUCUGGGUGCUCACGAACGAUUCACCAUGCUUUCCGGCAUCGCCCACGACCCCAUCCAGCGAGACAUCUUCACUCCGCUCUUCUUCGGCGCUGAAUUGCACAUCCCUACUUCGGAAGACAUCGGCACACCUGGACGCCUUGCGGAAUGGAUGGCUGCCUCCAAGGCUACCGUCACACAUUUGACGCCUGCCAUGGGUCAGCUGCUCAGUGCUCAGGCCACGGCUCUGAUCCCGUCGUUGCGAAACGCAUUCUUCGUCGGAGACGUCUUGACAAAGCGUGACUGCACGCGUCUGCAAGCUCUGGCUGCCAACGUCUGCAUCAUCAACAUGUACGGCACCACCGAAACGCAACGCGCCGUCAGCUACUUUGCCAUCCCACCUGUUAGCACCUCCACCACCUUCUUGCAGACGCAGAAGGAUAUCAUGCCGGCUGGUCAGGGCAUGAUCAACGUUCAGCUUCUUGUCGUCAACCGCAACGAGCGUACCGCAACCUGUGCAGUGGGUGAGGUUGGCGAGAUCUACGUGCGAAGUGGUGGUCUCGCUGAAGGAUAUCUUGGUCCUCCCGAGGUCACCGCCGAGAAGUUCAUGCCCAAUUUCUUGGCACCGAACCUCAGCUUCCCAGACACCAUCAAGGAGAAGCCCGAGGGUCAGUUCUGGAAGGGCAUCCGUGAUCGCAUGUACAAGACGGGUGACUUGGGACGAUAUCUCCCCGACGGUACCGUCGAGUGCACUGGCCGUGCCGAUGACCAGAUCAAGAUCCGAGGCUUCCGCAUCGAGCUCGGCGAGAUCGACACGCACCUCUCGCGACACCCGCACGUUCGUGAGAAUGUCACCUUGGUGCGCCGUGACAAGGACGAGGAGAAGGUGCUGGUUUCGUACUUUGUGCCUGGCCCUGGGGCUGCCGACUUCGAGGAGCUCGUCACUGACGAUGACGGAGUCGACGCUGCUGCUAGUGGCAAGGCGGCUCGCGACGCCAUGCUCGUCAAGGGUAUGCGUCGCUACCGCAAGCUCAUCAAGGACAUCCGCGAUCACCUCAAGAGGAAGCUGCCGGCCUACUCGGUUCCCACGCUGUUCGUGCCGCUCCACAAGAUGCCUCUCAACCCGAACGGCAAGAUCGACAAGCCCGCUCUUCCGUUCCCGGAUACUGCGAUGGUAGCGGCUGCUGGGUCCAGUUCCUCCGCAACCAAGAGCAACGGAGACGUUGAAGCUGCUCAGUCGUCAGCAACGCCCACCGAGCGCUCUGUGGUCGAGCUAUGGUCGCGACUACUGCCCAACGCUCCCUCGCCGAUCCCGCUCGACGAAAGCUUCUUCGACCUGGGUGGUCACUCGAUCCUUGCUACUCGUCUCGUGUUCGAGAUGCGCAAGCAGUUUGUCAUCAACGUGCCCCUCGGUGUCGUGUUCGACGCUCCCACGAUUCGGGGUCUAGCCAAGGCUGUCGACCAGCUGCGCCAGUCUGACCUCGGUCUCGGCGCUGCCCACGACAGCGCGCCGCCUACCUCUACCAAGCUCUCGGACGAGGCCAACCUGGACGAGAACUACGGAGCUGAUGUGACCACGCUCACUCCCAGCCUGCCUGAGUCGUUCGCCGGCGACAAGGUUCGCAGCGCCGCCGAAGGACCUCGCACCGUCUUGGUCACUGGUGUGACCGGUUUCCUCGGCGCCUUCGUCCUCUACGACCUGCUGACCAAGCGUUCCUCAAGCGUCGCCAAAGUCUACGCACACGUUCGAGCCAAGUCCGAGGCCAACGCGCUCGAGCGUCUGCGCGAGGGAUGCAAGGGACGUGGUAUCUGGGACGACCGAUGGGUGAGCGAGGGCAAGCUCGAGGUGGUUCUCGGCGAUCUUGCCGCUCCUCAGCGCCUGGGCAUGUCCGAGGAAGUCUACGACAAGCUCGCGGACGAGGUCGACGACAUCCUGCACAAUGGUGCGCUCGUCCACUGGGUCUACCCGUACAGCAAGCUGCGUGCUGCCAACGUCGGCUCCACCAUCUGUGCCAUCAAGCUCUGCAAUGCCGGCAAAAAGGCGAAGACGCUGACGUUCGUCUCGAGCACUUCUGCCCUCGACACAGACCACUACAUCCACCUGUCCGACUCGAUCUUGCACGGACAGGACCCUGCGCAGGCCGGCCCAGACGCGCUUCACGGUGUGCCCGAGACGGACGACAUCGAGGCCAACGCCAAGGGUCUCACCACUGGCUACGGACAAUCCAAGUGGGUGGCCGAGAAGCUCAUUAUGAUCGCCGCCUCUCGUGGUCUCAAAGCCUCCAUCGUCCGACCAGGCUACGUCGUCGGUGACUCGACCACCGCUGUGACCAACACGGACGAUUUCCUCUGGCGACUCGUCAAGGGUUCGAUCCAGCUCGGUCUGAUUCCGGACAUGCACAACUCGAUCAACAUGGUCCCCGUCGACCACGUUGCGCGCAUCGCCACCCUCGCCUGUCUCAACAACGCCAAAGAGCUGCAAACGAUCAACCGCACGCCGGGGACGCACGCCAAGGUCUUCCACGUGACGAACCACCCGAGCAUCCGAUUCAACGACAUGCUGGGUCAGCUGAGUCGGUACGGAUGGAAAGUGGAGCAGACCGAGUACGUGCAGUGGCGCGCGAGGCUGGAGGAGCAUGUGCUCACCAGCAGCUCUGGCUCGGUCGAAGAUAACGCGCUGUUCCCGCUGUUGCACUUUGUGCUGGACGACCUGCCGACGAGCACCAAGUCGCCCGAAUUGGACGACCGACAUACGCAGGCGAUCCUGGAUGCUGCGGGAGAGGGCAAGACACAGGGCACGGUGAUGGGCGUCGAUCGAUCGCUCGUUGGCACGUACCUCGCGUGGCUGUUGGCCGUUGGAUUUUUGCCUCCGCCGUCGGGUGGUGCGGAACCGCUGCCGAAGCUCGCCAACAUCGGGGCUGAGAUGAAGGCGAUUGGUCGCGGGUCUGCCAAUUAG